Messenger RNA from Schistosoma guineensis, 2828 nucleotides. The record is from the annotation of a GenBank genome assembly. NCBI's taxonomy places the organism in Eukaryota, Metazoa, Platyhelminthes, Trematoda, Strigeidida, Schistosomatidae.
CUGUUUGCACUCGUGACUCUUGUCUUCGUUAUGAUGGAUCAUGUGAUGAAUUAUACCUCAAAAAGUCCUGAGAAGUCCAGUCCGAGUUUUCCAGAGGAUGUAGAAGAUGAUGAUGAAGAUCCAAUGGACUUGGAGCCAUUAAAAUAUUCUUCUCUUCGUCAACAUGUAAACAACAAUAACAACAUUAAUAAUGAAAAUAAUCGCAAUAAUAAUACAAUCAAUCAUUGUGAUGAUGAUGUUGACGAACAACUCGAUGUGACAAUGUUACCACCGGAGGAUGAAGAUGACGAUAUCGGUGGAACAACUCGUGGAUUCAUGUUAAAUGUUGAUAGCCCACGUCAUCCAACUGAUUCAACUGAAAAGAAAGUACAUUGGUCAAAUCAAAAUGUUCAAACAUUGUUAGAUUGUGUAGAAAAACAUUUGGAUGAAUUUAAUAUACAAAAAAAGCAUAAACAAGUUUGGCAAAUUAUUGGCACAGAAAUGGAAUCAUUAGGUUUUACUAUGGAACAUUGUUACAAUAAAUGGAAGAAUUUACGUCGUGAUGUUCGUUUAUUGGUGAAUAAUCCACAAAAAGCUGUUCGUAACGCCGAUAUUCUACGACGUGUGGCUCGUUUAAUUUUAGUAAUCUAUCCAAAUAUUGAUGCUACAACUAUGCAAGUAACCGGUGAUCGUAUCAGUACAAGUAAAUCUACACCGAAUACACCAGGUGGUCCUGGUAGUUUGUCAUCAGCCAGACUUACAUUAUCCUCAUCAUUACACGCUCCAGAUUCACCAUUAUACUUUGGUCUAUCUAGAACACGUACACCACAUUCCUUAACACCGAAUUUUCAUUCAUUAAAUGGUACAAAAUAUAAAACUGAACAGUCCAAUUAUGAUACAACAACUAAUACUCCCACUACUUCUGUACCUGGUACUGCAUUGUUCACCAGUAAUUCACGUUGUUCAGACAAUGAUAAAAAACAUCAUGUAUCAUCUACGCCUAAUUCAACAAAUCAUGACAAUAAUACAACAAUUUCACAACAUGCUAAUUCUGGAUUUCCAUUCAUUUUUAAUCCCGCAGCAGCUGCUCUUCUAGUUCAGUCACAGCUAUUCAACGAUUUACUACGUCAACAACAAACACAACUACAAGAUGAUUCUAUACCUUUGGAUAGUAUACAACAACGUGAACAAUUCUUUGCUCUUACUGCCUCUCUAAAAAAUGCUUUGCACUCUACUAAUAGUCCAAAUACCACAAAUGGUGGUAAUGCUGCACUUACACAGCAUACUACUAAUACAAAUAAUAAUGGUAUUAAUAAUGCCAAUAAGAGUAUAAUCACAAAUGGUAAUGAUUUUAAUACAGACAAUAACAACAACAACGCUAAUAAUUCAUUGCAUGUUGCCAAUUUAGCUUCUAAUUUGUUGAAUGGUUUAAACGGCAUGGAUACAUCACAAUAUCUGAAUUUAUUGGCAUCUGAAGCAGGUUUACUGAAUGGUAAUACGACUACUCAUCUUAAUAAUUAUAAUAAUACUAGUCAUCCUCAUCAUCAACACCAGCCACAACAACAGUCAUACACUUCUAUAUCCGACCGAUUACCGCCUGGUAGUGAGUUGGCUGGUGUUGUCCAGCGUUUACUCAAUGAAGAGACUAUUCAUUUACGCUUGACCGAUAUGGUUACACAUUUAGCUGACGAGUUACGGGCAGCUGGUCUACGUAGACGUGCCACAUUAGAUCAACUAUUAGAAAUUAUGCAAGGUGGGGGCGGCGGUACCACCUCUGGAUGUGUAUCGGCAGUCGGAACAAAUACAUCCAUGAGUCUUACUCAUAAAAAUUCAGAUACUACGCAUCGUGUUUAGUGAGUAAUUAUAAAACCGACGGUGGAAUAUUUAUAUGGGUUUUAAUUGUUUUUGUGUAUCUCGUAAAAGAAGCAACUAUCAACAAGGUCCGAUGAAUCAAUAGAGUAAUACUGAUGUCUAUGGAUAUAUUAUAUGUAAAAAUGAGAAAUCAAACCGGUAAAUUCCAGUUUUUUUAAACUAAAAACCUUUUUUUGUUGUAAACUUUUAUAUAUUAAGAAGGAAAUUUUCUUGUCGACCUGUGACGAUUGUGUUCGCAGUGUUUAUUUAGGGCAAAACAAUAUGUAGAAAGCAUUUUGUGUAAAAUCAACGGUAGAUUACUGUUACUACUUCCACAUCAUCGAGUGUUUGUUGAUUCUAUGUCUCCUUCUUAUCUUUCUAUUUAAAAAUCUCUAUACGUAUUCUAAUCACAAAUUCCAUUGUUUUGUUUUCACCUAUUUUUCUUUGGCAAUGUAGUAACAUUGAAUAUUACUGCCACUUUACUAAGAAGUAGAGAGGAGCAGUGAAUUGUGUAUCAUAGGAUAUCUCAUUUUGUUAAUUGUCUUUUCAUUUUUUUAAAAAUUUUCUAUAAAGAUACAACCAUUUUUUUCCACCGGUUCUUUUACAAUUUUUUACGUAAUGCAUUUUAUUUGUAUGUUGUGAGGCGUUUUCUACACGCGUUCGCACACGCACUCCGAAAAGUAAAACUCACAUUUCAUAUUAUUAUGGAGCAUUUAUUAAUUAAUUUUGAACAGCGCCGGGAUUUUUUAUAUGAAAAUAAUCAUCUUGAAUCAUCAAUAUUAAAAAAAAAUGUCGUCUACAUUAUUAUUCUCGUCCUGUUCCUCCUCCUCCUCCACGUCCUCAUUAUUAUCAUCAUCAUCGUUGUCAUUCGAGUCAUUAAUCUGUUCACUCAUGAAGUUUCAUAAUUUCGAAUGUAUUUCUAUUUCCAUAUUUCAUUAGAUCUGUCCGACUAAUCCAUAUGUUAAGGGUUGUUUUUAUAUAUAUAUAUAUAUAUAUAU